AAAAUAGUAAGAAAUGGGAAAUGCUGGUGGAAGAGAAAAUGGUGGUGGUGGGGAUGGUGGUUCUUCUGACGGUGGUGGGGGAAGAUCGAAUGGUGCACGUGACUCGCACGCUGUCAGCAGCAGUGUUCCACCCGCUGACUUGAUGGUUAAUUCUCCUCCUCAGAGUCCUCGGCACCUUAGUCCUAAUUCGCCUUUGUUGCUCGCCCCUCAGGUUCCAGUGGUGUCUUUACAAGGUAAUGGCCUUUCCUUCUAUAAUCAAUUCCAAAGGAUUGAAAAUCUUGGAACUAUCAAUGAACCCUUCGUGCGAGGUAUUCCUACUCUCAUAACAUGGAGCUAUGGUGGUAAUCAUGUGGCUGUGGAAGGAUCUUGGGACAACUGGAGGUCAAGGAAGACACUUGACAGAUCUGGUAAAGAUCACACCAUUAUCUUGGUACUGCCAUCAGGAAUAUACCAUUACAAGUUUAUUGUUGAUGGCAGUGUGAAAUAUAUCCCAAAUCUUCCAUAUGAAGCUGAUGGCAUGGGGCAUGUUUGCAAUCUUCUUGAUGUUCAUGAGGAUGUCCCGGAGAACUUCGAAGGUGUGAGGGAGUUUGAAGCGCCACCAUCGCCUGACACGAGCUAUAGUCAUAGUUUUCUUAGUGAUGAAGAUUUUGCAAAGGAGCCAGUGGAAGUUCCACCUCAACUCCAGCUGACUGUUCUUGAUACAGGAAAUGAUGAAGCAGCUUCUUCUUCAACAAAGCCCCAGCAUGUGGUGCUUGACCACCUCUUUAUUGAAAAAGGAUGGGCAUCCCAAUCAGUUCUUGCUCUUGGUUUGACCCACAGGUUUCAAUCCAAAUAUGUAACUGUUGUUCUAUAUAAGCCACUGAACAGGUGAGUCCUCAUGUUACAAUCUACAUGCUCAAAAGCAAGGAGGCUCCCUCUCAAAGUUGCUAUA
Coffea arabica (coffee) is the source of this 931-nucleotide messenger RNA. Lineage: Eukaryota; Viridiplantae; Streptophyta; Magnoliopsida; Gentianales; Rubiaceae. The record is from RefSeq and is a predicted model, not a curated record.